AUGUAUUUAUGGCUUGCGAGGGCAAAGAAGGGGAUAGAUCUUGAUUUAAAGUUAUUGGUACUCGCUCCUCUUGCGUUACAGAUCAAACGCGUUACAAGGAUAUGCUCGGGCGGUCAUGACCCAGGAUAUCCUUAUAUCAUUUAUCCUAGUAAAGAGUUUCUCCUGUAUGUUAACGCUAGUGGUCUGACCUCGAAAAUACAGCCCCUUGUCGUAAGUCUUGUCCAAUAACUCAGCAAAAAGCAACCUAUAAUCCCAAAGCAGGGUCGUGCUUUCCUCGGAAACUUUGGCAGGACAAUUUACAAAACAACAUGAGACCGCAGCCAAGGCUUUUGACGUGAACGUCACUUUAUCGGAUAAGCUGAGCGGUAAUUUCCGCCAAGCUAGAUUCGAGUAA
This is a messenger RNA of Hymenoscyphus albidus, 394 nucleotides long. The record is from the annotation of a GenBank genome assembly. Lineage: Eukaryota; Fungi; Ascomycota; Leotiomycetes; Helotiales; Helotiaceae.